GACCGAUGCGCUCGACAACGCGAAGGUUGACAUGGCAGACGCGACUCACGCGAGUCUCGUGCUAGCGGGGGGAGAGGCAUUCUCGAUUCGUUCGGCGCUGGAGGAGGACACGUGUGAGGAUCCUCACGAGGAUGCACUCGCAUGUGCGACUAUACCUGCUUCAGGCGCAGAGGAGGGAGUAUUUGUCAUGGCACCUAUUGCACCGACCGAUGGAGGGAUGAAGUCGAUCACUUGUUCUCGGGGGUUUGAGGUGCCAGCACCCAUUCAGGGGGACGGAUCGACGGCCGCACAUCGUCCAUUGCAUGGGCCAACGUUGCGUUCCAACGUCGGUCACCACUUGUCCGUUCAUCAGCGUCGUCGUCGUCCGCACGACAGUGAGAGGCGAGGCACUUCGUACGUAAAGUACCACCGAGGCAGUUUGAUGCUCGGCGCGAUGACUGAUGAUGAGUUGGGCGCGUGCCUUGCGAAGAAUCUCACAGAGGCGAGACGUGAAGCGAGGAUCGACUCAAAGAAAGCCAAAGGAGUUCUACCACGCGUGCAGUCCGUCUCAUGGGGCCCUGCCAGCCCUACACCACCCUCAGAUGGUUCGGUGGCGCUGGGUGCCAUGGGAGUUAGUGUGGCACAAUCCCCUCCCAGUGUGGCACGAGAUCGUAGGACACGGUCGCCUGCGCCUACCUCAGCGGCGGGCAGGCAACGAGAGCGUGGAGAUGCGACAACGAGGGACGUGGGUGCAUCUUUACUCGGGCGCACUGACGUGCCAUGGAGCUACACGAGGAAGUCGACGACGGCUAGCAGGAAGAAGCAGCCAAGGUUGGGGAGGUGACGCUCGUCCACGUCAUUGACGAGGGAGGUUCGAGCGUCGUGGCGGGUUAGAUGCUCCCGUUGAGGGCGCGGACGGA
Chara braunii is the source of this 899-nucleotide messenger RNA. The record is from the annotation of a GenBank genome assembly. NCBI's taxonomy places the organism in Eukaryota, Viridiplantae, Streptophyta, Charophyceae, Charales, Characeae.